AUGAGCGGUAUUGAUGAUUCUCUUAAGCAACAAAUAUGCUCUUAUUUGAACUUCUCUGAAGGUAUUCUACCAGUGAGAUAUCUUGGUGUGCCAUUGAUAUCAAAAAGGCUCUCUUGUUUGGAUUGUUCUGCACUGCUCAGUAGAAUCUCUGAGAAAUUCCAAAAUUGGCAAAAGAGGAAGGUGUUAUCAUAUGCCGGGAGAUUACAAUUGAUCAAAUCUGUCAUCUUGGGAAUUCAUAUAUUCUGGACAAAUAAUUACAUUUUGCCAAGUAAAGUUCUUCGUAAGAUUGACAGCUUAUGCUCUGAGUUUCUAUGGAAUCGGAAAAUUCCUCUUGUCUCCUGGAAUUCAGUUUGUCAAAAUAAAAAACAAGGAGAUUUGGGUGUGUUUUCUGCAAGAAUUUGGAAUCAAGCUACAGCUAUCAAGAUUAUGUGGUUAAUACAUCUCAAAAAGGAUCAUCUGUGGGUCAAAUGGAUACAUGGUAACUAUUUGAGUCAUGCUAAUGUUUGGCAGGUGCAAGUUAAAAUAAACGAUUCAUGGAUGUGGAAGCAAAUUAUAAAGAUGAGUGAUAUGUUGAUUGGUAUGCUGGGGAGCACUGAGAAUCUAACGAAUUUAAUUGAUAGCUGCUGUGUAAAUGGAAAAAUUGUUGUUUCGGCAGUUUAUGAAAAACUGAAUCAUUCUUCUCAGCAGGUAGCAUGGUCAGCUACUGUAUGGGAUAGUCUUCAUUACCCCAAGCAUUCUUUCAUCUUGUGGUUAGUUGCCCAUUCUAGGUUGCUAACACAAGAGAGGCUUUGUCGUAUGAACAUCAUCAAUACUAAUAGGUGUGUGCUAUGUUCUAAUCAGCUGGAAACAUGCCAACACCUUUUCUUUGACUGUCAGUACAGUGCUAGUGUUUGGAACAAGGUCAUGGAUUGGUUGAAGUUCAAUUGUAGAUCUUGUGAUUGGGAGCACAUUAUAGAUUGGUACAGUUGUAGACUUCGAAGAAACAAUUUUACAGAAAAAUUGAAAAGAAUGGCGCUCUCUGUUUCAGUAUAUUAG
Asparagus officinalis (garden asparagus) is the source of this 1035-nucleotide messenger RNA. RefSeq lists its product as uncharacterized. Lineage: Eukaryota; Viridiplantae; Streptophyta; Magnoliopsida; Asparagales; Asparagaceae. The transcript has a single exon. The coding region runs from base 1 to 1035 and encodes 344 amino acids. The record is from RefSeq and is a predicted model, not a curated record.